Molecule: messenger RNA, 726 nt
Organism: Somion occarium
Lineage: Eukaryota; Fungi; Basidiomycota; Agaricomycetes; Polyporales; Cerrenaceae
Source: the annotation of a GenBank genome assembly
AACUUCAUAUCAUGCAUUGAUUUUCUAUCAAUGACGAUGGGAGCUGUAUUCGGGCAGGACGAUGGCGCUUUCUCUGAGUAUAUAGAUUCCAUCCUUCCGCGUACUUUUGAUGACAAUUGUGCUUGCUGCCGGGAUGAAGAGGAGCACUGCUAUCCGUCUCAUUCUUUUUCUCUCAGUAUCUGACGUGGUUUUUGGCCUCUUUAAUGCCUUUACAUCGUACCCCCUACCCGCAGUUGCCAGUUUCCUCGCCGUAGCGUGUGCCUUGGUGAUGGUAAUCUGGUCAUCCGUGUUGUUGGCAUAUAAUAACAAACCUGCCUCAUCUCACUGUCUUUGUCGCUUCGCAGCCCAUGCGAUCUCGAUGACUGUCUUUGCACCUAUCUGGUUCAUUCUGGCAAUACUCCUCUCUACAAACACUUCGACCAAUUGCGCGGUAGACCUUCGGUUCGAUUACAAUGCGUUCGGCUGUGGCUUCUCGGCCGCGGCAACAGUGGGGGCUUGGUUGUUAUGCGCUGCAACAACUGCUACUUCAAUUUUCCUUUGGCAAAAGGGAAAGAUUGCUGGAUUGGAAGCCAAUGUCACUUCUCUGGACGUCACGAAGGACCUCUUAUAUGUAUAGAUGAUUCUGAUCAAACCCUCCCUAAUGGCAAAGCAGAUGCUGUUCUUUGCCUUGCGACUUCGAAGGGUACACUAUAUGAUAGUCUAUCCUAAUACAGUCAAUCCCUUACA